AUGACCGAGUACGAGAGUGCUUACAAUUGGGAAAAGACUUGGUUGGGCGCCUCUCCGUUGCAGCGUGUUGGGAGUGCAAAGCAAGCGAAUGAACCAUACUUUCAACAUAAACGCCACUUUGAUCAAUGGGAUUCGUAUAGUUUGUGGGGUCCUCAUUCUCAAUCCGAAGUACCAGCAGAAGACCCUUUCUUUAUAAUUCAUGGUCGCAGCCAUUCGAAACUUGCCUAUCCAAACAUUCUUUACAUGCGUUCAAAGUCUGCACCUCGUGAAAGGUCAACGUUGGCAUUGGGUAAUAAUCAAGCACAUUCACCCCGAAGACCAAAGUCGGAUGGAUCAGCAGAAACUAGGAAAACUACCAAGCCGAAUCCCAAAAUGCAUCAUUUAAAGCCUCGUGCUCGAUCCAAAGAGAAAAAGCCAAUUGAGAAUUGGCCAGAAUUGAGACUGGAUAUUCCACGUGACUCGCCCCAAGUGGCCCCUCCGAGGCGAUCAGAGUAUCAACGAUCUUUCAGUCCACCACCCGCUUAUAUUUAUAACCAAAACAGGUCAAACUCAGCAAACAUUCGAUCUGACAUGAAGAAAAGGGAGACAUCUGAGAUUAUGCAGAAUAGUACCGAUCCCGAGAAUCAUCGGGCAUCAUCUACGUGGCAGCCUAAAGAGCCCAUCCAAACUCCCGAAAAUGGGAAAGAAAAGUCUGGGCUUGAACCGCGUCGUAGGCGGUUACAAUCAGAAUACCAAGCAAAUUAUAAGGAUCUCUCUGAUUAUGCGUGUGUGGCGAAAAUCCACAGUGAUGAGGCGAAACAGAAUCAACAGCAAGCAGAAGGGUGUCAUUUCUCUCGGAAAUAUUUUAAUCAACUUGAGUCAGCCAAUGUAACUUUGUGGGAUCCCUCCAGCUCAUCACGAUCCGAAAUAGUCGGACUAGACCCCGGAUUGAGAGCAAAACGAUUAGAGGACUACAAGAUGCAUCCAACACGAAAACGUCUGACUUCGAUUCUGUCAGAUAGUCCUUCUAAAAUGCUGCAACAAUCACUUCAUUUUCCGCUUAAGCGUUCUAUUCCGCCAACAAUCACAAGAUAUGAACCCAGUAAGUAUUCUUAUCAGCCACUGGUGACCGAAGAACCGAAAAUAAAAGUUUUACCUUUGAAAGAGAUGGAUGAUCUCUCAUGCACACCAGGACACCAUGUGUGCAAUAGAGGUGGAAAUUUUCUAGUUUCUCAGACCCGACCGGAAGAGGUAAUCGUUUCACCACCGUCGGUACGACAGUCUGCUCAUCGCCUUUCUUCUCCUCUCGCUGGCAUUUCACCGGAUCCCAUUGUUUCCAGCCUCAAUUUGGCAGAACACACCUUGGAUCGCGCCCUGAUUCGUCGCAAUAAGCUGCUAAUCUCGGCAUGCCGCAAUUAG
Molecule: messenger RNA, 1398 nt
Organism: Hydatigera taeniaeformis
Lineage: Eukaryota; Metazoa; Platyhelminthes; Cestoda; Cyclophyllidea; Taeniidae
Source: the annotation of a GenBank genome assembly